AUGUCGAAGUUUAAAGAUAUCGCCAAAGGUGGAUGGCAUCCCGAGAAGGGAAAGGAUGGCAAAACCAGGAGCCUGAGAGGAGAGAGCAAAGGCAUAAAUACUGUGGCCGGAUGGAUGGGGAAAGGGAAGGAUCCAAACGAAGAAGCUCGAGAUCAUGUAUCUCGUCCCUUGUCCACCUUGAAGGACCCUUACGCCUUCGGUCCACCACCAAAGAAUGUCAACUACCAUGGAGGAGCGGCUCUCCCAAACCAGAUAACCCCCGAUACUCGAGGUCUAGGAGCACCAUUAUCCCGAGAAGAAAUCGAGGCAAAGCGACAGGCGGAAGAAGCGGAAGCACAAAGAGAAGCAGAGGAGGCUGCAAAGCCAAAAGGCCCUCCAGUUCCUUUCCGCGCAGAUACUACUGGUCUCUCUACCUCCCAUUUGCCGCCUCCUCCAGGUCGAAAGGAUGGAGCAGAUGGACGAUUACCUCUUGCACUCCCUGAGCCCGAACCUAGAAAGCCCACCAGCGGGCGUGCUCCUCUACCUCUUCCAUCUGGCAAGGCCCAACCUCCUGGUCUACCGCCACGGCUCCCACCGCGGCAAAACUCGAGUCCAAUGCCAUCCCCGCCAUUGGCUACAAGACCACCAAGGCCACAGCCAGAAUCUCACAAAGGAAUACUCAACCAGAACUCCUUGAACAAUCUGGGAAACGCAGGUAUAUCUGUAGCUGGACUAGGUAUUGGGGGGAAGGAAAAGGAAUCGCAGCAAACCUCCACAGAUUCGCGAAGUCCAGUGAUUCCAGCAGCGCGUGCGAGCAAUCCACAACUGGGCGAGUUGCAGUCCCGUUUCUCACGCCUUUCCCCCAAGCCCCAAGGCGCGGAUGCCCCAAGUCAAGGCACUACCUUUGCUCAAAAGCAAUCUGCUUUGAAGACGGCAAGUUCCUUCCGCAAUGAUCCUUCUUCAGUCUCCUUCAGUGAUGCCAAAGCAGCUGCUGGUACUGCAAAUAAUUUCCGCGAGAGACAUGGAGAACAAGUCAAGUCCGGUUGGCAGUCUGCCAAUAAGCUAAAUAGCAAGUAUGGAAUUGGAAUGGCGGCAAGUCCAAAUAAUGCGCAGGCUCCGGCCCCGCCCCAGGAACUCACAAAUUCUAAUGGUUCUUAUAAUACGAGCUUCUCUUCAGCAGCUGCGGUAAUUGCUAAGAAAAAGCCACCACCUCCACCACCCAAGAAAAAGCCGGCGUUAGCUAGCCCGGUUGUUGGACAUGAUCCAAGUUUACCGCCACCAAUUCCACUUGCAAGUAAGCCUAAACCAUCUUCGUAUGCUAAAACACGCGAGGCACCCGUUCCCCUCGAUCUCGACCUAGAUCUGGCGUCCCUAUGGUUUGCUCAGAGUCCACCUGUGUUUCCUCCGCGAACGAUAGACAGGUCCAAAUUCAUUUACGCUACUACGCGAGGUUAUGUGCAAAAAGGUGUUCGAGUUACGCACACAUUCUCUGCUGUGCUUCAAGAUAACGGUACGCUCGGACGAACAAAAGUACAAUUGACCUGGGACCAAAAUUACCCCGAGGGAGUCCAGUCCAAACAAAGAUAUUUCCCUCCUCCGCCGCCUUUGAGUCGUGCUGGAUAUGCAUACCCGCUAGCGAGUUGGUGCGAAUCUCAAAUGGGAAAACAAGUUGGAAAUGGAGAAUGCUGGACGCUAGCGAGUGACGGUCUGAAAGCUGUAGCAGCAACUUGCUCGGCAAGCGGUCAGGAACCGUGUAUGUCCUCACAAUCUUACAUCCAUGGCAUUGCGGUGUACACCCUGGUACCUGCGGUCACUCCAGAUCCAAAUCCUGGACGUAGCGUCCUCGAAGCUGGCGUUGGCCGAGGUGAUAUCGUUCAAAUAUUAUCAGCACACUUCAAAUCCAAAGAUGGGAGAAGACAGGCGUGGGCAGGUGAUCCUGAUCAUACUGCUGUGGUAACGAGUGUGGACCGGAAUGGGGUACUUAAAGUCGUUGAGCAGAAUGUUGGAGGCGUGAAAAGGGUUCAACCUGGAUCUUAUGACCUCUCUGAGAUGUUCAAAGGUGAGGUCAGGAUCUUCAGAGCUGUUGGUGAGAGCUGGCUUGGCCCUCUUGAUCCACAGUGGGAAUAA
Glarea lozoyensis ATCC 20868 is the source of this 2106-nucleotide messenger RNA. RefSeq lists its product as uncharacterized. The transcript is spliced from 3 exons. Lineage: Eukaryota; Fungi; Ascomycota; Leotiomycetes; Helotiales; Helotiaceae. The coding region runs from base 1 to 2106 and encodes 701 amino acids. The record is from RefSeq and is a predicted model, not a curated record.